AUACGCACUCGAGAUAAUAAGAAUAAGAACACGAGAGCUCGCGCAUGAGAAGCAGCGACAACGAAUGAUAGCAGAGGGGCGGAAUGAAGACGGACGUGGUGCUGUCCACUUUUCUCUAUAUAUACUUCGCGUUAUCGCCUGUUCCCGUUUACGUUCGGAUGCGAGACUGCGCGAAAUGCCUAUACUUUUCUUACACUCCUGUUUAAGAGGAAUACGGGAGACAAGUCUCUUCCUUGAAGGUAAACUUACAUUGUGUUGAGUUACGCAAGCAUACCGCAUGCAGGAGCCAACUGGAGUUUUAAAUGCCACCCUCCGGGAUACAUAGUUACCAAUCACCCACGCUUGAACCCACGCUUGAAUGGAGCGCACAAACCAAGGAUGACACAAACGAAGGAAUUUUUUUCGACGGCAGAGUCUCGACUCGGCGUGCGAAGUCGACGAAGACGCAGCCACGCGAAAGCCUUAAACAAAGGAUCGCUCUUGAGCCUUCCAAAUUCGGAAAAGAAAAGGAACGAGCACACGACAGCACCUGUUAAACGUAAAGUAAGAAAGAAAGAAAGAUCGGGGUAUGUGUCGUGAACGCGCGGCGCCGUGGCCGCUGGACUGCCGUUUGUUCUUCGGGGCCUGGCUAACUGCUGCGCGCAUGCGCGCGUCUGCACGAGUUCCGCGAACAAUAGGCGAGCCCAUGCUGCAUCUCUUGAGUCGGGUCUUCGUCGCGCCCACAUGAGGCAGUGAGAACAGCGUUGUACCCGAUGCGGCCGGAGGGGUGCGGCCGGACAUGUUCACGAGUGUGCCUGUUGGAGAACGGAUCCUGAUCGUGGUGCUGGUGCUGAAACCUGCUCUUCUGGAUGGUGGUAAUCCUGUGGCGUGUGUACAUCCUCAAGCGGGCGCGGGACCAGAUACGACGCCAGCGGCGCCAGGCGGCUGAGGCCUUCUCCAACCCGUCGUUGGUCACGAGCCUGGCCGUGGCAAGCAACAAUGUACGGCCUCGCGCAGAGGUCGGGGUUUCCAGCCUAACACGUACUACCCAGCCGUCCAUGGUAGCGCGCCAACGACAUUAUCACUAUUGCGAAGGAACGGGUGUGCUGCCAGCGGCGACCUCCCGAGAUGGCCGCGAGCGGCCGUUCGUGUUGGCAACGCCUCGCAACGAGCUGCCGCCUCCCUACGACGAAGCCAUCAAGUACCCGUCCCUGGACUGGACAAACUCCGGCUGCGAGCUACCAACCUUGCGUGCCCCUGUCCUGGACAGUGGUGGGGGCGGAAUUGGGCCCGCGCUCCCGGCACCUCAACAGCCACUUCCCGAGCCUAGUAGACCUCCCGUUCCACCAAGGCCCAGCCGAGCGCCGCCUGCGAGGCCUAGUGCCCAGGUGGACUCAUCGGCCUCUCCUGACGCGGCCGAUCUGCCCACCUACGAAGAGCUACAGAGACGGGGCACUGUGCCCAACCCAGAAUUAGUGCUGGCCGUUGGAAGCCACAUGCGAAACCAGAGCGCUUGAACCGGCGGCCACGGUGAUCCUGCAGCCUGCAGUGACUGUACGCGUCGCUUAACAAAGCCGAGUGCGUGGCGCAGAAAGGUGUUUUGGAGGUGCGCUGCUGAUCUCAAGUGUUUAGGACGUUCUCGUUCAGUAUAUAUUGAUUCAUCUAUAGCUCACCGCAGGUCGGCUUCGAUAAACAGGGUCCCAGGCUAGGAGCAAGCUGAGAACAUAUUGCUCUAGCUCGCAGGCGUGGUUCUAGUCAUGAAUUCAGUUUGCGAUGCCACGUAUGUAUAGAGUCCGAACAAACAACUCGAUCACCUGCCGGUAAAAGCGGCGGCUUUGUUUCGAUCUCUAAAGAACUGCGGGAGCAAACUACAAGAAACAUAUAGCGGCACAUGACAAUUUCGGAAACAGCCGUCUAAGCUAGCACGGUUGGACCAGACGCCUCACGUUCUUUAGACACGUGGUCGAUAUAUGGAGCUGUAAAUUGCUCCAGGGAACAGAAUGGUACAUUGAUGAAUUCCUUGUACUAAUUUCGUAGUGCAGGCUGGUAAAGAGAGCGACAAUCUGGAUUGUGAGAGAAGUUGGAAGAACCGCCAACAGUUGACAGUAUCAAAAUAAGGCAUGAAUGCCUUCCGGGCUUCUUGAGCUGUCUUUGCAGUGGCAUGCAAACUACCAGAGUGCAGAAUCUGGCGCACCGCAAUCGCGAAGCAAGCCAAUUAAAUAAAACUUGGAGAUAUAUUAGUAGCAUCAAAGCUGUAUACAGGUGUAUGUCCAGUUCACAUCUUCCAAGUGCCUUGUCCUGAACGGCGUACACCUAAAGCCAACCUGCCCCUGCUCCAGUGAACUGUUGUACGGCAGAAGCAGAGCAUCGAGCGGACAUCAAGUUUUGUGUACUCUUGGUUGUGUCAUGACAUAACUGUGCGCGGCGAAAACCAACGUGCCUUACGAUAAUUUUUUUUUUUUUUGGCGAAGAACCGAAGUCCAAGAAGAAGAAAUUAACACGAACUGGUUUAUGUUAUCCUUGCGCUCCUAGAAUUGCCAAAGAGGUUCUUGUUUGUCUGAA
Dermacentor silvarum is the source of this 2541-nucleotide messenger RNA. Its product is annotated as potassium/sodium hyperpolarization-activated cyclic nucleotide-gated channel 4-like. The coding region runs from base 849 to 1496 and encodes 215 amino acids. NCBI's taxonomy places the organism in Eukaryota, Metazoa, Arthropoda, Arachnida, Ixodida, Ixodidae. The record is from RefSeq and is a predicted model, not a curated record. The transcript is spliced from 4 exons.